CGCAGGCUCUUUUCCCAUAGGCAACGAAGCGCGUCCAUAGCUAGUCGAUCCGCUCAUCUGGUAAAGAGAUAUGUCAUUCAAAGAGCAUAAUGUAAGCAUUCGUAAGCGUUAGGUGAGGUGGAUAGUGUUCACGAGCUAAGUGCUAUGGUUUGUCGAAUUACACUGGCUUAGAAGAGCACUUACACGCCGUGAUGCAUUAUCGUGAGAAGCUCGCAUACAAGUAUCUUUCGCUUUUCCGAAGAAGAACUGAAUUGAAGAACUCCAUGAACAAUUUAUUCUAUCAAUUGGCACUAGAGCCGUGUGUUUGAAAAUCUUUCCCCUUUUCUUAGGAGCACUUCAACACCUACAACACCGAAGCCAGGAUCGAAAUCCAACAACCAUCCACUCGUACAUCAUGUCAACCCUCCGAACAAUCCACAAAAUCUUCACCGCCCCCGAGCAAUCCGAAGGCGCAGGCGCCCGCGUCCGCCGCUCCAUCGGCAGCAACCACCUCCGCGCCCUCUCUCCCUUCCUCAUGCUCGACCACCUGGACGGCGCCACCGGCGAAGGCUUUCCCGACCACCCCCACCGGGGCCAGGAGACCGUCUCCUACAUCCUCAAAGGAUCCGUCGAGCACGAGGACUUUGCGGGCCACCGCGGCGUCCUGCACGCCGGCGACUUGCAGUUCAUGACGGCCGGCAGGGGCAUCAUGCACUCGGAGCAGCCGAUCCCGUCCGAGGACGGUGGUAGCGGGGCGGGAUUGCAGUUGUGGGUUGAUCUGCCGCGGCGAUUGAAGAUGUGCGAGCCGCGGUAUCGCGAUCUCAAGGGUACGGAGAUCCCUGUUGCGAAACUAGACGACGGCAGGGUUACUGUGAAAGUCAUCUCGGGCGUAUCUGGAGGCGUUGAUAGUGUUAGGGACCUGACGUAUACGCCGAUAUGGUACCUCGACAUUCAAAUCCAACCGGGCGGCGAGAUAACCCAGCAAGCCCCCCAGGGCUGGAACGCGAUGGCGUACGUUGUCGAAGGAUCUGCGCAAGUGAGCUCCUCCACCGAGGACGACCGGAAGGAGGCACAGCAAUUCCAGGCUGUUGUUUUUGGGGUGGAGGGAGAUGUGGUGCAGAUGAGAGUCCCGGACACGGCAACCGCUGGGGCGCGGAUUCUUUUGAUUGCGGGAGAGCCCCUGGAUCAGCCUGUCGUGCAGCAUGGUCCGUUUGUGGUGACUAGCAGCCAGGAGGCCCGUCAGGCGCUCGAGGACUUUUACUUCCACAAGAAUGGGUUCGAGAGGGCGGCGGGAUGGGAAAGCCGGUCUUCGAAAAGGCUGGCGCGGUCGUAGAUGAAUAGAGAAUCAUGUGUCGCAAGCAUUGAAAUAAAUACAAAACUGG
This is a messenger RNA of Colletotrichum acutatum, 1361 nucleotides long. Its product is annotated as RmlC-like cupin domain-containing protein. The record is from RefSeq and is a predicted model, not a curated record. The coding region runs from base 395 to 1312 and encodes 305 amino acids. NCBI's taxonomy places the organism in Eukaryota, Fungi, Ascomycota, Sordariomycetes, Glomerellales, Glomerellaceae. The transcript has a single exon.